UCAGACGGCAGCGAGUCGGCAGGCGAAUUAUUACAGAGUCACACAGCGAGAGAGAGAGCCGGCGGAGGUCAGUUUCAGCACCGGAGAAGACGUGAUGAACACCGACAUUACAGCUUCGACCAAGCCAGAGUAUCCAGUAAUAGAUCGGAAUCCUCCAUUUACCAAGGUCGUUGGUAAUUUCGAUACUCUCGAUUACCUCCGUUUCGUCACCAUUACCGGCGUUUCCGUCACCGUCGGUUAUCUUUCCGGGAUUAAGCCCGGGAUUAGGGGUCCGUCAAUGGUCACCGGUGGUCUAAUUGGGCUGAUGGGAGGCUUCAUGUAUGCUUAUCAGAACUCAGCGGGUCGGAUUAUGGGAUUCUUCCCCAAUGAAGGCGAGGUAGCUCGUUAUAAGAAAUAAGAUUGCGCGUUUUCGUGUUCUUUUCUUUCCUUUUUUGCUUUCUUCUUCUGAAAUUUGAGUUCCAUUUGUGGACACUGUUACGAUGUUCAACUUAUUAAGCUUGCAAUCAGGUUGUGUCAAUAAGCAAAUUGAAUCUUCACUUUUUUCUGAAGAUUUUACAUGA
This is a messenger RNA of Cucurbita pepo subsp. pepo (vegetable marrow), 560 nucleotides long. RefSeq names its product NADH-ubiquinone oxidoreductase 20.9 kDa subunit. The record is from RefSeq and is a predicted model, not a curated record. Lineage: Eukaryota; Viridiplantae; Streptophyta; Magnoliopsida; Cucurbitales; Cucurbitaceae. Gene Ontology annotation, cellular component: respiratory chain complex I.